GACGACUUCACUGAGCAGCAUGUGGGAUUUCUCUUGCAACCCGAGCAGUGUGUAUGCUCGACUCUGAACUCUUUCAGCACUUGUAACGAACCAUGUCUUGGUUCUGGGGCGGAGGCCAAAAAGACCCCAAGAAUGAUCCUGCAAAAUCUCUGGAUCAAGACCUCAAGAAGUUCCUGGAUGAGCAGCAACCGAAGCCAUAUUCUCCCGCCGAGCUUCCAACGCCCAAGACAGAGAAGCCAAUCAUUCCGGUGACGCCCGACGUCAGCCAUGAACCCACCGAGCGUGCGCUGCCAAAAGAGUCCCUAUUCCAAGAUGGUCGAUACAAAGAUAUCUGGAAGACCUAUGUCCCCCAAGUAGAAAUGGAUGCUGCAACAAACACUCCAGUCGAUAGAGUCCUCAAUGCGCGGAAGGAUCGGAGACAAACCAUUCACAGGGCGGCACUGGAGAAUUGCGCCUUUGAACAACAAAUGCAGCAAGAUUGCUUGACAGGAGGAACAUGGUCCCAAAAGAUCAGAGGCAAAAUGACUCUUUGCCACGAAGAGAACAAAGCCUACAAUCGUUGUUACAGUCUUCAGGCAAAGUUUCUGCAAGCAUUAGGCUACAUGGCCAACCCGAACAACACGGAUGAGGACGAGGAAAGAAUUCAGAUGCACGCAGAUAAGCUGUAUCACCGCAUGAUGGAUUACGAGGCCGAGGUGGAUGAAGCCAGGCGGAAUGAUCGCCCAAUACCCCCGCUCUCAUCCUUGUUCAGCCCCAACCAAGCAGCUCCCACACUCUCACAACUGGUGCUCCCUCCAGCAAUGGCAGGAAAGAUGAAAAAGCCUUUGGAUGAGUACGCUCCACACGAAAGAGAAUUGGCGGCAAAAGCAGCCAUAGAGGAAGCCAAGGUGUCUGAUGCAUACGCGAGAGACCUCUUCACUUACACUGUAACGAUGAAUCAGGAACGAAAAGAACGACAGAAAUGGCUGACAAAGGCUUUUGGCGAUACCAUUGGCAAAUUCCUCAUUCCCGAUGGCCCAAAUCAGGAGCCAUCCGCAAACGCGCAGUCAUAUGAUCUCGAAGAACUGGAAAGGAGAAUUUGGCAAGGGCCUGGCAAGGAUUCCAAAUGAAGCCAUGAUUCUGCACCACCACCUGGGGAGGCAUUUUCAGUCUCCUGACAAGAACUCCUCACAGCUCGAAUAAAUGUCCUUGGGCUUUUUCGCCUGUAAGAACCAUCUGCCUUACAGCAUGGCCAUCGAGGCGACCUGGACUUCGAUCGGCAAUCAUGAGGCAACGGAUCAAGGCACUCAAGGUGCAGCAGAGGGCUCCAUCAAGCCACUUGUGCCUAAACCAACGGCCAUAAAAAGCCUUGUGAACAGAGAGAUGCACUAUUUCAGUCGAGGUCGAAUAGCCGGUCUUAAAGACAAGUGGACAUUAGAAACAUGCAGUCUAUCAACACAACAGACGACAUCUUGUAUCAGAUGCUUGGUUGGUUCAACGUUUGUCGCACCCAAAAUAUCCCCCGACUCGGCAGGCAUCACCAUGUGCCCGAACAGGAAGGUGAUACCACGAGCAGAAUAUUCAAGAUGAGAGACAAGAGGUUUGGAAUUCCACCUUCUUCUCUGGUCAUAGUCUUUAUUCUGAAAAAAUUAUCCGAUUGACGACGGGGAACUAGGGUGUGUGAUUGUGGGGCCGAGGGCCCUGCACGAUGUCACUACCGAAGCCUUCCUGGUCUACGGGAGAAAUGAAACCGAGGCCUCGCAAUCUGACCAUCAGGCUUGAUUGUGUUAUUAGCUCUGUGAGGUUCUUCGCCUUCCUAUAGUAGACAAGACCUCAUGUAUUAUAAGCAUUUAAUUCUCUACUCAUACUGCAUUAUUUCUUGUGUGAAGCGCGGCAAUGUUCAC
Exophiala mesophila is the source of this 1883-nucleotide messenger RNA. RefSeq lists its product as uncharacterized. NCBI's taxonomy places the organism in Eukaryota, Fungi, Ascomycota, Eurotiomycetes, Chaetothyriales, Herpotrichiellaceae. The record is from RefSeq and is a predicted model, not a curated record. The transcript has a single exon. Bases 93 to 1109 code for a protein of 338 amino acids.